AUGGGGAAGGGAGACCUGUCUCCCCUCCCUGACAAGGGGCGUGGUCGCUACAUCCUGGUCAUCUACGAGAGCCUGUUGAAGUACGCCCACACUGACUCCUGGAACAGACAGCUGUUACACCAGUACUGUCUCCGUUACCGAGUCGGCAUCAUCACCUUCCAUAGAGCCAAUCAGAACUCUCCGCCCCUGCUGAAUCUCCGGGGUCUACCCCUGCUGCUACGGACAAAUCAGGCGCUCCGAGACGCCUCUGUGAUGUCACGUUCGCCCCUCCUCCACCUGACGCGGGCCGGUACGGACCGUGGACCUCUCCCUGGCGACGACUGGACCACGUUCACCUCCAACCACUCCUCCUACCAGGCUGUUGUCCAGGCGCGGCCCAGGGGGGAGGCCCCGGUGGGCAGCGGAGAUAAUCCAGUCCCUGGUUUCAGUCGGGGCCUACAGGAUACGGUGGUGCUGGAUGUGGGGCUGUUUGACGGGGUUCAGAGGGUCGUCUUCGGACACGGCCUGGGCUACUGGCUACACAGGCUCCUAUUGGUGGACGCUAUCACUUACCUCACGGACAGGAAGUUGUCGUUGGGGUUGGAGCGUCACAUCCUGGUGGAUAUAGACGACAUUUUUGUCGGGAAGGAAGGAACACGCAUGAACACAAAGGAUGUUAAGGCCCUCCUGGACACUCAGAACCAGCUGAGAUCUCAAAUCACCAACUUCACCUUUAAUCUGGGCUUCUCUGGGAAGUUCUACCAUACAGGUUCAGAGGAAGAGGAUGAUGGGGAUGAUUUGCUGCUCGGUUCUGUAUUAGAGUUCUGGUGGUUCCCUCACAUGUUCAGCCACAUGCAGCCGCACCUCUUCAACAACCUCACCUCUCUACAGGAACACAUGAUGCUCAACAAGGACUUCGCUCUGGAUCAUGGUAUUCCAGUAGACCAGGGUUAUGCUGUUGCACCCCACCAUUCAGGAGUCUACCCUGUCCAUCUCCAGCUGUAUGAGACCUGGAGGAAGGUGUGGGACAUCAGGGUUACGUCUACUGAGGAAUACCCUCAUCUCAAACCUGCUAGAUACCGCAAGGGAUUCAUACACAAUGAUAUUAUGGUGCUGCCACGUCAGACGUGUGGAUUGUUCACACACACCAUUUACUAUGAGGACUAUCCUGGAGGACCUGAAGAACUGGACAACAGCAUCAUGGGAGGAGAACUGUUUCUUACUGUCCUGCUGAACCCAAUCAGUGUGUUUAUGACCCACCUGUCUAACUACGGCAAUGAUCGUCUGGGUCUGUACACAUUCCUCCACCUGGCUGACUUCAUCUCUACCUGGACACACCUCCAGCUAGACACUCUACCUCCUCUGCAACUGGCCCAGAAAUACUUCGCCCUGUUCCCCCAGCAGAGACAGCCUCUCUGGCAGAACCCGUGUGAUGACAAGAGGCACAGAGACAUCUGGUCCAAAGAGAAGACCUGUGAUAGGCUGCCCAAGUUUCUCGUCAUCGGACCACAGAAAACAGGAACGACAGCUCUCAGCCUCUUCCUCCUGAUGCAUCCUUCCAUCUCCAGUAGCUUCUCCAGCACCAAGACGUAUGAAGAGGUCCAGUUCUUCAACACUAACAACUACCACCUUGGAAUAGACUGGUAUAUGGAGUUGUUCCCGCUCCCGUCUAACGUCAGCAGUGACUUCCUGUUUGAGAAGAGCUCCGCCUACUUCCCCUCUGAAGACGCUCCUCGCCGCGCCGCCGCCCUGCUGCCUAAAGCCAAGAUACUGACCGUGCUGAUCAACCCCUCAGACAGGGCUUAUAGCUGGUACCAGUGCUUAGAAUAG
This is a messenger RNA of Salmo salar (Atlantic salmon), 1809 nucleotides long. NCBI's taxonomy places the organism in Eukaryota, Metazoa, Chordata, Actinopteri, Salmoniformes, Salmonidae. The record is from RefSeq and is a predicted model, not a curated record.